This is a messenger RNA of Rhagoletis pomonella (apple maggot), 1203 nucleotides long. RefSeq lists its product as uncharacterized. The transcript has 2 exons. NCBI's taxonomy places the organism in Eukaryota, Metazoa, Arthropoda, Insecta, Diptera, Tephritidae. The record is from RefSeq and is a predicted model, not a curated record. Bases 151 to 771 code for a protein of 206 amino acids.
ACUGCUGCUAUGUGUGCUAGGGCAUGUAGCAACAAAUAGAAUAUCGAUUCAAUUGAUCAAAAUAAAAGGUGUCACUCAGGUAUUAGUUAUCCCGUAGCGUGAAUUUUUCGCUUAAUCCGAAUCAAAAGUGCUUACAACUCUAAAUUGAAAAUGGCUGAAGGGACAUACGAAUAUGAAUGUAUGAGAGCGGAAUUGUUAGGCAUAGAGAAGCCCAAUGAGGAGGAGUUCGAGAAGGCGCGCACAGAGCGCUUGAGACUUGAGCAGGAGGAAAAAGACGCCGCCGAGGCUGCGCUUCUAGAACAACAGGAGGAUCAAAUGCAAAAUGUAGGUGGUCGUUUAGAUGAAUUGAAUACGAUACUUUCAUCUACGCAACAAAAAUUAAAUCGAUUCAAACAGACUGCUUGUGGCAGCCUGUCGAAUAUAUUCAGUCGAGGUUCAGUAGAUUUAGCAGAUGGUACACCUUCUACCUCGGCGACAGCCAGUCGACGCAACACUACCGCAACUGGUAGCACUGUUAGUGGUCAUAAUAAUGGAAAGAUUGUCUCGGAAAUAAAUAGUGCUUCACAAGAUCUUGAUGAUAUGAAACAAGAAGAAGAUGCAGGAGACAUAAAGCCCAUUAUACCGACAGAAAGAAUUAGGGAAGCCAAAAUAGAUAUGCAGAAAAAGAUGACCUCACAUUUAGACAAAUUAGAUGCAUUAAUUAAUAAGGCCGAUAAUGCAGAAAUUUCAAUGUCAGAACAAACAAAGCAAAUGCGACGUAUGGCAAAGUAAAGUGGAGUAGGCAGUGACAAAAUGUGAGAUUAGUAGGUUACUGAUGGCUAGGAAUUACUUGUUAAUUAAAUAAUACUCCUAAAAUGUAAUAAGUGUUAUAAAGUAGAUUAUUAUAAAAAAUUUUAAAUUCAUGAAUCAACUGAAUUAAGUCCGUUAAUUAAAUGAACCCAGUAUUCUACAGAUUUAAUUACAAUUUAUUAUGAAAAUUGAGAUACAUACCAUACGUUACUAUUAAGAGUUAGUUCAGUAUGAUUUGUUGAUUUAAGAAGACGUCUAAUAAAGCACAUACGUAAACAGCAAAUACUGUGAAUGAAAAAUCCCAAAGAUGAGGCCUCUAAGCCUUAAGAAAUGUUCACUCUCGCCUCCUGCUUUCUACCAAAACAUAUAAAAAUAAUUGUUUUUGUAGUACGUCUAACAAAUCUAAAACAAAAA